AAAUUAAAAUAAAGUAUAUAUUUUUUUUAGUUGUUUUAUCAUUUGACAUGAGGGCAUGCCCUACUUUGAUGAUCAUCCUCCCUUCUUUUAUUCUUCUUGUCCUUUCAAACCUCGAAGUCAUUAACGCCGUUGGGUGUACCGGACUCUACUUCAACGGUAGCAGCAGCUACGGCCUAAACCGUCAGAAUCUCUUCUCUACUCUUGCUAAAAAAGUCGUCGCCAACGGUGGAUUCUACAACGCCUCACUCGGCGAAAGUCCCAACAGAGUUCACGCUCUUGCCCUCUGCGCAAGAGGCUAUGAGCGACAAGAUUGUAUGAGUUGUGUCGAAGGUGCAGCUCAGGGUAUACUAAAUAAUUGUCAAAACCGCAUUGAUUCGUUCACAUGGGAGAAAGACCUCAAAGACGAUGUUUCUUGUCUUGUAAGCUCCUCAAACCAGUCAAAUUUUGGGAAUCUCGAGCUUUUACCUGCUAUUAGCUUCGACAAUCCACAUAAUCUGAAGUCUGAGUCAUCUAAAAACAUGACCCUUUUCGAGCAAGAAUGGAAUGCAAUGGCUAACGGGACCGUCAAGGCUGCCGCGAAAGCUGAAAAUUCGUCGGUACAUAAGUACUAUAGUGCCGUAAAAGCCGAGUUCACGGAAUAUCCAAAUGUUUACAUGCUGAUGCAGUGCACACCCGACAUAACUUCCCAAGAUUGCAAGACAUGUUUGCAAGACUGCGUGGCGCGUUUUAGAGAACUGUUUUGGGGAAGACAAGGAGGUGAGGUUAAUCGUCCGAGCUGUUUUUUCAGGUGGGAUCUAUAUCCUUUCCAUGGUGCUUUUGGUAAUGUAACAAGAGUUCCUGCGCCUCCUAGACCUCCGGCUCAGGAAAAGAAGAGCUCUAUAACAGACGAGAAAGGAAGAAGGAUAGGAGAUAGCGGAAUUAUAGCAAUAGUUGUUGUAUUUACUUUCAUUAUUAUUUUGGUGUUUGUUGCCUUCAUCAAAGUCCAUGCACGAAGCAGAAAAUCACACAACAUUAUCAAUGGAGGUGCAGGGUACUCUGAUUCUGAUGGUCAAUAUAUGUUACGGUUUGAUCUUGGUAUGCUCUUAACGGCAACUAAUGAGUUUUCGCCUGAAAAUAAGCUUGGCCAAGGUGGAUUUGGUACAGUCUAUAAGGGGACAUUAUUUAACGGUAAAGAGGUAGCAGUGAAGAGACUGACAAAAGGUUCAGGACAAGGAGAUAUAGAGUUCAAGAAUGAGGUUUCACUCUUGACAAGACUGCAACAUAGGAAUCUUGUUAAGCUUCUUGGGUUCUGUAAUGAAGGAGAUGAAGUGAUUCUUGUCUAUGAGUUUGUCCCCAACUCAAGUCUUGACAGCUUUAUAUUCGAUGACGAGAAGCGUUCACUUCUUACAUGGGAGUUGAGAUACAGAAUUAUAGAAGGCAUUGCCCGAGGUCUUGUUUAUCUUCAUGAAGAUUCUCAGCUGAAGAUUAUUCACAGAGACUUGAAGUUGAGUAACAUCCUUUUAGACGCUGAGAUGAACCCUAAAGUAGCAGAUUUUGGGACAGCUAGGUUGUUUGACACUGACGUGACUCGAGCUGAAACAAAACGAAUAGCUGGAACCCGUGGAUAUAUGGCUCCUGAGUACCUGAACCACGGACAAAUCUCAGCUAAAUCUGACGUUUAUGGUUUCGGUGUUAUGCUUCUAGAGAUAAUAAGUGGUGAAAGAAACAAAAGAUUCGAAGGAGAAGGCCUUGCAGCUUUUGCAUGGAAGAGAUGGGUUGAAGGAAAGCCUGAGAUUAUAAUUGACCCUUUCUUGAUGGAGCACCCAAGAAACGAGAUCAUCAAGUUGAUACAAAUUGGUUUGUUAUGUGUUCAAGAGAAUGCAACAAAGAGACCAACCAUGAGCUCGGUGAUAACUUGGCUUGGCAAUGAGAGCAUCAUCGUUCCUUUACCUAAUGCUCCUGCUUUCACUGGAAGUCUAUCCCAGUUCGAAAGUGCUACAAUAGCAAUGAACGAAGAUGUCUUUACGGAGUUGAGUUGUCGUUGAGUUAUAAAUAAUUUAAUUAAAAUACUGUUUUCGAAAGCAAACUACACAAUAAUCCUUCUUCAAGGAACCUUUCAUUGUACCUUUAUUUCCUAAAUUUCAGCUCAAACCACAAUAUCUUCAUCUUUUUGCUUCUGUUUUAAUUUACCUAUUUUAUAG
This is a messenger RNA of Camelina sativa (false flax), 2180 nucleotides long. The record is from RefSeq and is a predicted model, not a curated record. Lineage: Eukaryota; Viridiplantae; Streptophyta; Magnoliopsida; Brassicales; Brassicaceae.